This is a messenger RNA of Gossypium raimondii (Peruvian cotton), 1651 nucleotides long. RefSeq lists its product as uncharacterized. The record is from RefSeq and is a predicted model, not a curated record. Gene Ontology annotation, molecular function: phosphoribosyl-ATP diphosphatase activity. NCBI's taxonomy places the organism in Eukaryota, Viridiplantae, Streptophyta, Magnoliopsida, Malvales, Malvaceae. Gene Ontology annotation, biological process: L-histidine biosynthetic process.
AUGAGUGACAAUUUGUGGUACUUCUUUGUCUGGUACAUCGACAAGCUCUUCAGAUUCAACCUUCUCACCAGGGAUCACUUCACCAAUAUCUUAAGGUGUUACAGUAGAGUAGUGUUCCUGGUGGUCGAGUGUUCAGAUUCGAAGCGUAAUUGUGCCUCCAACACCCGAAUAGAAGAUGAAUUCCCUUGCACAAUAGCUUUUGUGCGAGUAAUAUGCUCCCACAUUAAAGCCGCAAGAGCUGCUAACGGGUUAGAAGCAUUAAAGAGUAUUGUGGCUGCAUUUGAUUCUGAUGUUGAUGUAUAUGGCUUUAUUGAGGACGCAUCUGAAAGUGCUGAUUGUAGUUCUGCUGUUGUUAAUUAUAAUUCUCUUGUCUUGAAUUAUAAUUUCCUUGAGUGGAUAUAUUCCCAUAUCAAAAUGUCACAGCAUUUUUUCCAACAUUCUGAGUUCCCCAAGACUGUGGAUUGCUUGCAAAAUUAUUAUAAGAGGUAUGGCCAGCCUGGAAGCGAGCAAGCGCACGCGCGCGGAGGUGCAACAUGCACAGGGGAGACUGGGUUCGACUGCGGUGCGAACGGAUGGAGGCCAGUCUGCUACUGCUGUAUGGCUAGCCUGGAAGAGAGGAAGCGCACGCGCGUGGAGGUGCAACACUCGCAGGGGAGAUUGGGUUUGGCUGCGGCGCGAACGGACGGAGGCACGUUGCUUUCUAUUCCCUUCCAAAAGCUUACUUUUGCUUCCCCAUUACAGCUCUCGAUUUCAUCUGCCCUAUUUUACCCUCCCAACCCAAAAGUCACCUCCACCCUCUCUCUCUUCCAACAUGAAACAGAAGCUGCCAGCAAAUCUUUUGUUCCUGAAGCCGCCACAACUGCUUCUUCUUCAUCACUCAUCAGCAGACUACUUCUUCUUCUUCAUCCGCUCACCUGCCGCCAGUCAUCCGUAUCCAUUUUCAGACAACGGUGUCUUGACAGUUCGUAUUCCGUAGGACACCAGUACGAGAGGGGAAGAUUCGUGUCGCCGAGAUUUACAUUUGAAGCUUCAAUGGCGAUUUCAUCUCUCCCUUGUAUUCAACCUGUAAGAGUUCCUUUCAAAGCUUGUAGCUUCUUUCCUGCUAGUGUUUGUGGUGGAUUCAACAAUAAGAAAAGGAUAAAUGCUGUUGUUUUUUCUUCGUUGAGGAAAAUUUCCAACGAUAUCAACAUUGAAUCCAAGAUAAUUUACCUUGGGAAGCCUGAUGGUCCUACCUGCCACACAGGGUCAGAGACAUGCUAUUUCACAUCAAUAGGUGAUUUGUUUAAGGAGCAAGAAGUUGAAGAAACUAACUUGGCAUUGACAACUUUAUACUCAUUAGAGGCUACAAUUUCUAAAAGAGAAUUAGAGUUAGCAGGGAAACAUGGAAAGCCUUCGUGGACUAAACAGCUCUUACUUGAUGAAAACUUGUUGUGCUCAAAAAUCCGGGAAGAAGCAGAUGAGUUGUGCCGAACGCUGGAGGAGAAAGAGGACAGUUCAUGUACUGUCUCAGAAAUGGCAGAUGUGAUCUACCAUGCUAUGGUUUUGCUAAGGCACAAAGAUGUAAAGAUAGAAAAUGUUCUAGAAGCUCGGCGAAGAUUCUCUCAAUCGGGUAUAGAGGAGAAGCAAAGCCGUGCAUCAACCAAGAGUUAAA